AUGACCAUUAAAAACAGGGAUACGGCUAUCAACACUUCCCUAGCUAUCGUUCCUGUGUUACUUCAAGCUAACGGGGUGGAAAUAGAAACUUUUGCUUUUCUAGAUCCAGGAGCGACCGUUAACUUAAUUCGAGAGGAUGUAGCUAAACAGCUCAAAUGCAAAGGGAAUGCAAAGAAUGUAUCUUUUGGGUCGUUUCACGGCCAAGACCCACAGUUUCAAUCAUCUACGGUUAGUCUGACUGUUCAGGCUCAUGAUAGAUCUUUCGAAGCGGAUUUAAAGCAGGUCUCUACUGUGCCGACUCAUCGUUACCCUCAUCUCAAAGACGUAAAACUGGUUGAUGUUGGAGAACCAACCAUCUUUAUUGGAGCGGGAAACCAAUGGCUGCACUUACGUCUCGAUGAAAGACUACCUCCUGUUGGAACCGACGUUCCCUUUGGUUUAUUGACGCCAUUUGGUUGGACUUGCGUUGGCGAUCUAACAUUAGGGACACAGCAACAUGAUUCAACGGUUUGUCGUUCAAACAAACCCUUGCUAACGGUGCAAAAACUCUGCUACCAUGUACAAGAAUCACCGACGGAUGCAUUACUUUUGCGCCAAGUUGAGAAAUUGUGGAAAACGGAAAGCUUUCCAAUUGUAACUCCAGCUCAACCGCUAGAAUCAACCGAGGAUAAACUAGCGAGGAAGAAAUUCGAUGCAACUAUUCAAUUCGACGGAACCAGGUAUGAAGUAGGUCUACCAUGGGUUUCAGAUUAUUUUGCAUUUCCCGACAAUUACAAUAGUGCAUUGCGUCGACUUUUCUCUAUUGAAAACAAAUUCGUUCACAAUUCUAAUUUUUGUGAGAGAUACAAAGCCGUAAUCGAUGACUAUGUGGCAAAGGGAUUCGCUCGGCCUCUCAAGGAAAGUGAAUUGAAAAGCACCUUUGGGAGAAAUUGGUACCUUCCCCAUCAUGGAGUCGUAAAUCCUCGGAAACAUGAAAAGGUUAGAGUGGUCUUCGAUGCUUCGGCGAAGUAUCAAGGAGUUGCGCUCAACGAAGUGCUCUUAAAGGGCCCCAAUCUCAUCAAUGACAUAGGUGCUACUCUUUUACUGUUUAGAAAAAAGCCAUUGUCCCUAUCUGGGGAUAUUCAACAAAUGUUUCUUCAAGUUGGCGUGAAGAAUGAAGAUCGCUCUGAUCUACGAUUUCUUUUGCGUCCACCUGGCUCUCGAAAAAGACCCAUCGUAUAUGAAAUGCAGCGACAAAUCUUUGGAUCACUUUCAUCCCGUUUGAUCUGCUCCCAAAUCCUACGACAUAUCGCUGACCUACAUCGUGAAGAAUUUUCUGAAGCCGCUGAACGAGUCUACAAGAACUUCUAUGUAGAUAACCUUCUGGAUUCUAUUUACACCGAAGAGGAGGCAAGUCAAGCGAUCAAAGAUUCUACAGCAUUGCUAAAAAAAGGGAGGGUUCCAUCUGAACCAAUGGCUCUGUUCAUCUCGACGGUUCCCGAAGUAAUUCAACACCAGUGGAACAAUUGGACUACCAUUCUUAACCAUCUCGAAGCGUUCAAGAUCCCGCGAGCUUUAACUUCGUCUAGUGACAUCCAAGACAUUCAGCUGCAUACCUUUUGCGAUGCAUUCACCGUUGGGUUUGGCUCGGUGGUAUAUCUACGAGUAACCUAUCGCAAUAAUAUCGUCACCGUAAAUUUCGUUACGACAAAGUCCUGCUUUGCACCCCUUCGUCCGCUGACCGUUCUGAAAUUAGAACUCCAAGGAGCAGUUGUGGCACUACGCCUUGUGAAGUUCGUCCAAUCGACUCUUCGUAUUCCAGUCAAUCAAAUCAUCUAUUGGUCUGACUCUAAAACUGUACUUCAGUGGAUAGCCUCAAAGACAUGUCGCUUCCAGACGUUCGUCGCUAAUCGAAUAUCCGAAAUCUUAGAGCAUUCUCAACCAACUGAAUGGAGACAUGUCCCAGAUCCAGAGGUAUCAGCCAUCAACUGGAUUGGGCUCGUUUACGGCCCCGCCGAAGAAAAUAGGCUCCGCUCACUUUUGGAACGAAAUUCCAACUAUGACGUAGUGAUGCGAAUUGUUGCAUGGAUUCUUCGUUUUAUUUCCAACUCGAAAUUGAAACUGCUGGAUCGUGACAAAUUGCACAUUGGUGUCAAAUGCAUUCAGAGCGCUGCUAAUUACUGCAUCAAAUCUGUACAAUUGGAGAAAUAUCCCGAAGAAAUAGAGGCUUUAAAGGAUAAAAGGCCUUUAAAAUUGAGUUCGACGUUGAUUAUCUUAUCACCAUUCCUGAAUGAAGAAGGAAUACUGCGAGUAAUAGGUCGCUUAAAUUACGCCCUCCUUUCGUUCGACAUCAAGCAUCCCAAAAUCCUGCCUCACGAUCAUCCACUCACGCGUUUAAUCGUCAUGAGAAAGCAUGAUCUCCUGUUUCAUCCAUCUCCAAAAAGACUACUCAGCUCAAUUAGGUCACAGUAUUGGAUCAUUAAAGGACGAGUGGCUAUCAAGAAGUACCUGCACAAAUGA
Messenger RNA from Daphnia magna, 2499 nucleotides. RefSeq lists its product as uncharacterized. The coding region runs from base 1 to 2499 and encodes 832 amino acids. Lineage: Eukaryota; Metazoa; Arthropoda; Branchiopoda; Diplostraca; Daphniidae. The record is from RefSeq and is a predicted model, not a curated record. The transcript is spliced from 4 exons.